AUGCGUGCGGCCGCGGAAAGUGCCUUUCACGCCUCAGCAGCAGGUGAUUCGGUACCUGUUCUUGUCAACAGUCCUCGUGGUGAGUCACCACGUGCGACAGGUACAUCCGCUGAGUCUGCAGCGGGUACCGCGAAUCGUAAUCUAGAUGAGUAUGAAAAUGAGCUCAUGUCUUCUGGAGAGUCAGUUGGUGUAUCCGACUCGCAGGCGACACCUCACGCCUCCGAAUCACCCGGGGCGGACACUGAUCUUGUCCAGCUUGACUGGCUCUUGUCAACGUGGUGGUAUCAUGACCGAGAUCUUCGGAUCGAGUGA
Peronospora matthiolae is the source of this 312-nucleotide messenger RNA. Lineage: Eukaryota; Oomycota; Peronosporomycetes; Peronosporales; Peronosporaceae. The record is from the annotation of a GenBank genome assembly.